AUGGAUGUUACAGAGAGUACUGAAGGUAUGAGACUCACAGAUGAGGAGUCUAUUGAUGUUUCAAUGGGUGGGGAUACAAGUGCUGCAAAUGCAGAAGAUAAAGAGUCAAGCCCUAGAAGCAAAAAGCCUAGAGGCAUCACUAUUGUGACAAAGAUUCGGGAAUGUGUCAAGUAUAUAAAGGGAUCCGAGGCAAGGAAACAAAAAUUCUACGAUUGUGUUGCACAAGUAGGGAUUGUGGGUAGUAAGAGAGGAUUGAGACAAGAUGUCCCUACUAGAUGGAAUUCAACUUAUACCAUGCUUGAUAGUGCACUUUUCUAUCAUCGUGCAUUUAUUAAUUUAGGGUUGAUUGAUUCCAAUUUUAGUAGUUGCCCUUCUCCCCAAGAGUGGAUUAAAGUAGAGAAGAUUUCCAAGUUUUUGGGGUAUUUUUAUGAAGUGACAUGCUUAUUUUCUGGAACAAAGUACCCCACAUCAAAUUUAUUCUUCCCUAAGAUCUUCAUAAUCCAACACCAAAUCAAGGCAGCCAUUGAAGAUGAUGAUAUUUUCAUGAAUAAGAUAGGAACUAAUAUGAGCAUGAAGUUUGAGAAGUAUUGGUCAGAGUACAGUUUAAUUCUUGCAAUUGCAAUUAUCUUGGAUCCUCGUUAUAAGUUGCAUUUUGUAGAGUGGGCUUAUACUAAGCUUCAUGGUAAGGAUUCUCGAGAAUUCAAGGGUGUUACAGACACAUUGACUUCCCUUUUUCAUGUGUACACGGAAACUUUAUCUCCUCUUCUUAAUGCAAGUUUUCCAACGAAUGAGACAACUAGUCACAAUGAAGGUGGAGACACCAUUCUUGAGGAUUUUGAUAAUAGUUACAAAAAUGGUUCAAGUUCAUGUAAGAAAAAUGAAUUGCAUAAGUAUUUGGAUGAGGAAAGACUAGAUAGAAAGCAAGAUAUAGAUGUUCUUUCUUGGUGGCAAAUGGAGCAUUUUCAUUAUCCAAUACUUUCACAUUUAGCUCGGGAUGUGUUAACAAUUCCCAUUUCUACCGUUGCAUCGGAAUCGGCUUUUAGUAUUGGCGGAAGAGUAUUAGAUCAAUAUCGUAGUUCAUUAUUACCUCAAACUGUUCAAGCUUUGUUGUGCACUCGAGAUUGGCUUUUUGGAAAUGAAGCAAUAGAUGAAGGAAGUGCCGAAGUGGAAAGUCUUACUGAAGAUAUUUUCAAUCUUACUUGUGAAGAGACUAUAUCAGGACAAUGUUCCAAUAGUAUUUCCCUUGAAGAUUGA
Messenger RNA from Prunus armeniaca (apricot), 1254 nucleotides. The record is from the annotation of a GenBank genome assembly. NCBI's taxonomy places the organism in Eukaryota, Viridiplantae, Streptophyta, Magnoliopsida, Rosales, Rosaceae.